This is a messenger RNA of Miscanthus lutarioriparius, 558 nucleotides long. Lineage: Eukaryota; Viridiplantae; Streptophyta; Magnoliopsida; Poales; Poaceae. The record is from the annotation of a GenBank genome assembly.
AUGCUGCUGCUCGUCGCCGCGCUCGCGUCCUUCGCCGUGCCGGGCGCCGUCCACGGCGUGCAUGCGCACCUCCUCAGCGCCGCCAUGGCCGUCCACUUCCUCAAACGCGUCCUCGAGGUGCUUUUCGUCCACAGGUACAGCGGGAGCAUGCCGCUGGCGACGUCCCUGCUAAUCGCCGGCUGCUACCUGUUCAACGGGGGCGCCAUGAUCUACGUGCAGCACCUCAGCCGGGGCCUCCCAGAGCCCUCCAUGGACCUGCUCUACCCCGGCGUGCUCGCCUUCGCCGUCGGCCUCGCCGGCAACUUUUACCACCACCACCUCCUCUCGCACCUGAGAGCCGACAGCGGCGGCGACGGCGACGACAAGAAGGGGUACAAGAUCCCUACAGGCGGCCUGUUCGGGCUCGUCACCUGCCCGCACUACCUCUUCGAGAUCCUCGCCUUCUUCGGGUUCGCCAUGAUCGCGCAGACGCUCUACGCGCUCACCGUGGCCGUGGGCACGGAGGCGUACCUCGCUGGCCGGAGCUACGCCACCAGGAGGUGGUGCUAUGGAGAUUGA